UGACAAUGAUACGUACGCUUGCGUAAAUGUGUAUCAAGUCAAUCGUCAAUCCUGAUAAAUUGUUCAUUCUACUACUGAGACCCUUUCGGAAAAUUGUGCAAACAAACAAAAAACAAAAUCUUUGAUGGAAAUGUUCAAUAGAGGAAAGCAUGAGCAUAAAAUUAUUGUCAAUCCUAUUUUGUUUCGAUAUUUCUAUAUUCAAUAUAGCUGAUGAGCAGAGGUUGUUGUUGAAAGAGGAGUAUUACUUUCUUUUAAGCAUGAAUUGUUGAUAACAUUUUCUCUGCUUCUUCAGUUGAUGGUGUGGAGCCUGGAUGGAUGGGAAAGGCAGGCUGCCAAGUUCUUGAAUAACAGCAGGACCCGUUUGUCUAAACCUCUUGCUCAGACCCACGGUAAAUUUCAGAAAGAUCAAAUACACAUUCUGGUUACACACUACAGCCAGUUAGCAUAUUUGAAGCAUCAAAGUUGCAGUGCCUUAAGCAGAAUGGUAUACCCAGCUGCAGUUGUAGCUCAUCCAUCUGAACCUAAUCAGUUCGCCAUUGGACUUAGUGAUGGUGGAGUUGUGGUUCUUGAGCCUCUAGAGUCAACGGAGCAAUGGGGAUCUAUGCCUCUAGUCGAGAGUGCAGGGCCUAGCACUAGCCCUAGUAGCCACUGUGAUUGAGUUGAUGAUUGUACUGCCACCAUACAUGUUGAGGAGCUAAAAAUAUUUUGGAAUUGUAGAGGUAUCACUUGAGGAAUGGAAUUCCUUCUCAUCAUAGAAACAAAAAUCAACAGUAAAGCGGCUUUUGUUUGUAGUU
This is a messenger RNA of Rosa chinensis, 794 nucleotides long. Its product is annotated as topless-related protein 4-like. NCBI's taxonomy places the organism in Eukaryota, Viridiplantae, Streptophyta, Magnoliopsida, Rosales, Rosaceae. The record is from RefSeq and is a predicted model, not a curated record. Gene Ontology annotation, biological process: regulation of DNA-templated transcription. The coding region runs from base 296 to 658 and encodes 120 amino acids. The transcript is spliced from 2 exons.